Messenger RNA from Hyalella azteca, 1429 nucleotides. Its product is annotated as rhodopsin. Lineage: Eukaryota; Metazoa; Arthropoda; Malacostraca; Amphipoda; Hyalellidae. Gene Ontology annotation, cellular component: membrane. The coding region runs from base 136 to 1278 and encodes 380 amino acids. The record is from RefSeq and is a predicted model, not a curated record. Gene Ontology annotation, molecular function: G protein-coupled receptor activity. Gene Ontology annotation, biological process: phototransduction; visual perception; G protein-coupled receptor signaling pathway. The transcript is spliced from 2 exons.
CAUUGGUUCUUCACGUGGCCUAAGUGCGCUGUGUAGACCAGACCUUGCUUCUCUCUUGACCGCCUGAAGUAGUUCCUCGACGGAAAUUUCUUCAGCAACCUCUUUGCUUCCUGUAGACGGAAAACUCUUGGAAAAAUGGUGUCUUGGAACAACCCAGCAAGCAUGCUUCCCGAAGGGAUACUUUCGACCAACCCAUUCGGUAACUAUACCGUCGUGGAUGCGGCUCCGAAAGAGCUGCUGCACAUGGUUGACUCUCACUGGUACCAAUACCCCCCACUCAACCCUCUGUGGUACGGACUCUUGGGCUUUGCCAUCUUCGUCCUCGGAAUGCUCUCCAUCGUCGGAAACGCUGUCGUCAUUUGGGUCUUCAUGAACACGAAGAGCCUUCGAUCGCCCGCCAACCUGCUCGUUGUCAACCUCGCCGUCUCCGACUUCUGCAUGAUGUUCACCAUGUUCCCGCCCAUGGUCGUGAACUGUUAUUACCACACGUGGUCUUUCAGUCCCUUCUUCUGCGAGCUGUACGGUUUCUUUGGAUCACUUUUUGGCUGCAUUUCCAUCUGGACCAUGAUUUUCAUCACCAUCGACCGCUACAACGUCAUCGUGAAGGGUGUCUCCGCCGAGCCUCUGACUAGCAACGGUUCUCUCAUGCGAAUCCUCUUCGUGUGGGUCCUAUCUCUGGUGUGGACUAUCCUUCCCUUCUUCGGAUGGAACCGAUAUGUGCCUGAGGGUAACCUGACUGCUUGUGGAACUGACUACCUCACCGAAUCUUCUUUCUCCCACUCUUAUCUCUACAUCUACGGUACAUGGGUGUAUGUCCUCCCCUUGGUCAUCAUCAUCGGUGCGUACUCCCAGAUCGUUUCUGCCGUGUUUGCCCACGAGAACCAGAUGCGCGAGCAGGCCAAGAAGAUGGGAGUGAAGUCCCUACGAAGCGAAGAGGCCCAGAAGACUUCCGCUGAGUGCCGACUCGCCAAGGUUGCCCUCAUGACCGUCUCUCUCUGGUUCAUCGCCUGGACCCCGUACUUGGUGAUCAACUUCGCCGGUAUGAACAACAAAUCCAUGAUUAGCCCACUUUUCACCAUCUGGGGAUCUCUGUUCGCCAAGGCCAACGCUGUGUACAACCCCAUCGUGUACGCCAUCAGCCACCCCAAGUACCGUGCUGCUCUGGAAAAGAAAUUACCGUGCCUGUCGUGCAGCGGCAACAAUGACUCUAACGACUCCGUGUCGGUCACCACCGCCCAAAGCGAGCAGCCCAUCACCGAGAAAACGGAGAGCGCUUGAAUUUUUUCCAUGGUUUUCCAUUGUCCUUAAAACCCUUGACCUAGAGAUACUUCCAAAAGUGUUGAUUUUGUUUUCGUGUUAAUUUGGUUGCUUAGAUCACCGAUCCUUGUCCUCUUUCUUUCCAAUAAACCCUGCAAUUGCUUUAAAAAUA